AUGACAAAUAGGGCAGAAUUACUUGCCAAUGGCAAAGUUUCCCAAACUGUCUCUCUUUCUGAUCAAAGCCAGUUUACAUCAGCAAUGGUUCCAAACUUGGCUUUUGGAGAAAACAUCAACACAAGCAGUAGUGAGGAUAUAGAUAUCAUUGACAGUACUGAAGAUGAUGAGUCCAUAUACAAUUUUGGAGAAGAAUGCAAGAAUGUCAUUGACGAAAUUGAAGGCACCACACCCUCGCUAGUCUUUGAUUUUAGCCAGCCUCUUCCUGUUCCCAGCAACGAUGAUAAAAAGAAUCUCGCGUUCAUGCAGUUGAUCCAAGAGUUUGGAAUUUCUCAUCGAGCCCACAAAAGGAUUCUUCUUGAGCGCUUCUUGGGUAUCAAAGCAGACAGAUACGACAUUUGCAUCAGAGGUUGUAUGCAGUUCAGCAAUGAGAAUGAUAUCGCAUGCGUAAAAUGCGGUGAAGCAAGAUACAAAAAUGGCCAAACUAGCAAAAGUGACACCAGGGUUCCUGUGAGAUCGAUCGUACAGCUUCCUUUGGCCAGACAGCUUGCUUUGUGCUUGGCUGAUGACAAGACCAGAGCUGAAAUGCUCUAUUGUCAUAACCACUAA
Molecule: messenger RNA, 609 nt
Organism: Phycomyces blakesleeanus NRRL 1555(-)
Lineage: Eukaryota; Fungi; Mucoromycota; Mucoromycetes; Mucorales; Phycomycetaceae
Exons: 4
Coding region: 1-609 (202 amino acids)
Source: RefSeq, a predicted model, not a curated record